AUGGAGGAGCCCGGGCGGGAGGAGUCGGCGGCGGACGACGUCGAGCUGCUCGUGAGGAGUCAGCGCAGGGAGAAACGGGAGCUGCAGGCCAAAAUUCAAGGUAUGAAAAAUGCUGUUCCUAAGAAUGACAAAAAGAGAAGAAAACAGUUGAUUGAUGAUGUUGCCAAACUGGAGGCAGAAAUGGAACAGAAGCACAAGGAAGAACUGAAGCAGCUAAAGGAAACUUUACCCGAGCAGAAUAAGGUAGAUUCUGUGGCUGAUAGUAUUGCAAGUUUUCAGCUUGAGGAAAGAGAGCAACAGAUGCAGCAACCUCGAAUAUCAAAAGCACAGAAAAGGCGGGAGAAGAAAGCUGCAUUGGAGAAGGAAAGAGAAGAAAGGAUAGCUGAAGCUGAGAUAGAAAAUUUAACAGGAGCCAGACAUCUUGAAAGUCAAAGGCUUGCUCAGAUAUUGGCAGCAAGGCAGCUGGAGAUUAAACAGAUUCCAUCAGAUGGCCACUGCAUGUACAGAGCUAUUGAAGACCAGCUCAAGAAUCAGCAAAACUCCUGGACUGUUGCAACCCUGAGAAGUCAAACUGCAGAGUAUAUGCAAAGUCAUGUUGAUGAUUUCCUGCCGUUUCUAACAAAUCCCAACACAGGAGACAUGUAUAGCCGAGGGGAGUUUGAAAAGUACUGUGAUGAUAUAGUCAACACAGCUGCCUGGGGUGGUCAGCUGGAACUAAGGGCUCUAUCACACAUUUUGCAAAAACCAAUUGAAGUAGUACAAAUGGAUUCUCCUCCCAUUAUUGUUGGUGAAGAAUAUUCAAGCAAACCAUUAAUACUAGUGUAUAUGAGACACGCAUAUGGAUUAGGAGAGCAUUAUAAUUCUGUAAAACUGCUCACAGACACUGCUACAGAAAAUGGUAGCUAGUAUACAAGUCAUAAGUCCACAUGGAUAAUGGGUGCCGCUUGACACUUUGGUC
Molecule: messenger RNA, 958 nt
Organism: Emys orbicularis (European pond turtle)
Lineage: Eukaryota; Metazoa; Chordata; Testudines; Emydidae
Gene: OTUD6B
Product: OTU deubiquitinase 6B
Exons: 7
Coding region: 1-906 (301 amino acids)
Biological process (GO): protein deubiquitination
Molecular function (GO): cysteine-type deubiquitinase activity
Source: RefSeq, a predicted model, not a curated record